CUCACCGAUCGGCAUCCGUCUGGCUUUCUUCUUAUGCGACGACGGACCUCUCUUCAGCUCAUCGGACUGUUAUGCGUUGUUGGCAUUGCUGCUCAUCUUUACUUCACUCCCGCGUCUCGCUAUCGGUCACCAGCAGACUUUGAGGAGCCUGGGUUUGGGAGCGGGGAAAUAGUGGAAGAAGAAGAGAGGGAAUCGACAAUACCAAGGCUACCAGCGGAUAAGCCGAAACGCGACGCGGUUGUCGCUGCUUUCAAACAUGCUUGGUCCGCCUAUGCACGCGACGCAAUGGGUGCUGACGAGUACCAUCCAAUAAGCCACAGAGGAACCAAUCUUUCUCGAAGCGGAGGCAUAGGCUACACUGUUGUUGACGCACUUGAUACGAUGCUUCUCAUGCGGCUCGAUAAAGAGUAUACGCAAGCCAGCGAAUGGGUCAGGAAUUCCCUUACCUUCGACCGAGAUGGGAGGGACAGGUGCUUCAAUACUUUUGAGACAACAAUACGCGUUCUUGGAGGCCUUCUUUCCGCUUACCAUCUGUCUUCCGACAAAAUGUAUCUCAAUUAUGCAACUGACCUCGCUGACCGACUUCUCCCGUCCUUCAACACACCCUCGGGACUCCCUCAUUCUUCAACUAACCUCCAACUGCGGGUUGGAAUUCCUGACGGGUCUGUGAGCACUGCGGAAGCAACAACACUCCAGCUCGAGUUUCGUUAUCUAGCGGAACAGACAGGGAACAAGGAAUACUGGUACAAGGUCGAGAAAGUGAUGCAGGUUGUGGACAAGGCAAAACUACCCAAUAACUUGGUUCCGAUCUCCAUGAAUUCGAACGACGGGUCCUUUACGCCGUCAGAAAUACGAUUAGGGUCGCGUGGAGAUUCAUAUUAUGAAUAUCUUCUGAAGCAGUAUCUGCAGACCGCUCGGACGGAGCCGGUUUACCUCAGAAUGUACCAAGAUGCGAUGGCUGGAAUUCAUAAGGAACUCAUCCGACAAACACCCAAACGCAAAGUCUGGUAUACGGCGGAACUCAUUCCUGGAGGGGGUGGAGGGGACUGGAGGACAUCAUGGUCGCUUCAACACAAACAAGACCAUCUUGUGUGCUUCCUCGGCGGAUCACUUAUGCUAGGCGCAACUACAGUUCACCUGGCAGAACAUCAUCGGCAGGCCAAACGCGCACCAGCUCUGUCUCGUUCUCCACAUUCUGGCCCAUCCAGACCUCCUCAUAUGAGCGAACUAAGUGAAAUAGGGAAGAGGGACUGGAAUGCUGGCGUGAAAUUGCUAGAUGGGUGCAUGGAAACACAUAAAACAGCAACUGGAAUGUCUCCCGAAAUCGCUAUGUUUCUUCCUGAUCCAGGUCAACCAGAGCGCGAGUGGCAUAUCAAGGGCUCCAAACCUGGUGGACCCGCAUCCUACGAUGCCCGUUAUAUGCUCCGACCCGAGACCACCGAAUCACUUUUCCUUGCUUGGCGUCUUACGGGUGACCCCAAGUACCGUGACCACGCAUGGGGAAUAUUUCAGGCCAUUGAACAACAUGCUAAACUGCCGGGAGGAGGUUACGCAACGGUGCUCGAUGUGGAUACAGUCCCUGCAAGGCUGGACGACAAGCAGGAAACAUUCUUCCUGAGCGAGACCCUCAAAUACUUGUACCUCACUUUCGCGGACGAGAGUGUACUGCCGUUAGAAGAUUAUGUCUUCAACACAGAGGCCCAUCCCCUCCCUGUGUUCAAGCCGACGAUAAAGCCUCGAUUUACACUCUAA
This is a messenger RNA of Mycena indigotica, 1752 nucleotides long. RefSeq names its product alpha-1,2-Mannosidase. The record is from RefSeq and is a predicted model, not a curated record. Gene Ontology annotation, molecular function: mannosyl-oligosaccharide 1,2-alpha-mannosidase activity; calcium ion binding. Gene Ontology annotation, cellular component: membrane; endoplasmic reticulum. The transcript is spliced from 13 exons. Gene Ontology annotation, biological process: N-glycan processing; carbohydrate metabolic process. Lineage: Eukaryota; Fungi; Basidiomycota; Agaricomycetes; Agaricales; Mycenaceae. The coding region runs from base 34 to 1752 and encodes 572 amino acids.